AGUGUGGUAACCCAGUAUAUUUAAAUGGUAGUCAUGGUUAUAUACAAUCACCAGGAUAUAUGAACGACAGUUGUAACCAGUACAGAGAUUCUGAGAAUUGUACCUGGGAAAUAUCUGUUGGAGACGGUAUGGAGAUUGAACUUAUGUUCAAUGAAAUUGAAAUAGAAAAAUGCGAUGAAUGUAAUUGUGACGUUUUGAAGCUAGAUGAUGGCCACCAACGUAUUCAGUUGUGUGGACUCAAAGAAUCCUUCUUGUAUAGAUCAACGGGAUCGUGGCUUUAUGUUGAAUUUUCUACCGAUUCUUCCGUUACAUCGAGAGGAUUUC
This is a messenger RNA of Owenia fusiformis, 324 nucleotides long. NCBI's taxonomy places the organism in Eukaryota, Metazoa, Annelida, Polychaeta, Sabellida, Oweniidae. The record is from the annotation of a GenBank genome assembly.